This is a messenger RNA of Prorocentrum cordatum, 1213 nucleotides long. The record is from the annotation of a GenBank genome assembly. NCBI's taxonomy places the organism in Eukaryota, Dinophyceae, Prorocentrales, Prorocentraceae.
GCGCACAACCAGAGCUGGGCUGGGGAAGCUGCGGGAUGCCCGGAUCGGCGCUGCCACUCUCGCCAGAUACCGUCGGGCGGCCCAGCAGUUUGUUGACUACCUUAGCGCCAUGAACCUGCCGUUGCCGUUCAGUUGGGAAGACAUGGAUGUCACAUUACAAGACUACCUUGAAUACUUGUGGGCCGAAGGUGCCACUAAAGGUCAAGCUAACGAUACACUGAGUGGAGUACAGCACCUGUUGAGGACGCGCCGGCAGUACCCAGGCGCGUGGAGAUUGCUGUCAGUCUGGGGGCGCCUGGAGUUGCCGCAGCGUGCGCUACCGAUGCCGCCGCUGGUGUGCAGCGCGCUCGCAGGCUGGGCGCUGGGCCGCGGAGAGAUCGCCUUCGCCGCGACGAUCCUCGCCGGCUUUCACUUCUGCCUUCGGACAGGCGAGGCUCCCGGCCUCUCCAGCGGCGUCAUCCAGCUCAAGCCUUGCGGCAGAGCUUGCGUAGAGGCGGGGCUACGCACGAAUAUUUGUUCUCAGACGACUUGCCUGAAGUGGUGCUUCGAGGUGUCGCAGAAGCUGGGCUCGGGCGCGUACGGGGAGGUCUUCCUCUGCGACGACGAGCGGGACAACUCGCAGGUCGCCGUCAAGUGGGUGAAGGACUUCGCAAGGGACCCAGUCUUCGGCAAGCGCAUCCUGCGCGAGAUCCGGAUCCUGGCUGCCCUGAACCACGAGAACUUGCUCAACCUCACCGACCUCCUCGACACCGGAGGGCCGGUUUUCGACGACGUAUACAUCGUCAUGCCCUACAUGCACCUGGACCUGCACAAGGUGAUCUACUCGAAGAUGAAGCUGUCCGAGUCCCACGCGCAGGCGUUCUCCUGCCAGAUCCUCCGGGGCCUGAAGUACCUCCAUGCUGCAGGUGUCGUCCACCGAGACCUGAAGCCCUCGAACAUCCUCGUGAACAAGGACUGCACGCUGCGGAUCGCCGACCUGGGCCUGGCUCGCGGGCGCAUCUUCGAGGAGGAGCAGCUCACCGACUACGUCGUGACGCGUUGGUACCGCGCCCCGGAGCUGAUGCUCUUCCCCUCGGGCUACUUCGAGCAGGUGGACCUGUGGUCGGCGGAGCCCCCAGCGGCCCCCAGGCCCAGGCGGGCAGCGACGGGCCGGCGCACGCCCCGGCCCUGUGCGAGGCCCCCCCUUGCGUCUCGCCCCCCCCCCCCCCGUUAG